UAAAGAUUGUGUAGUUCAAUGUGACGACGAUUUCAUCACAAAAUAUAAACAUCCGCUUCGAACGUUAGUACGAAUGCGUCUGAUUUGAACGUCACCCAUACAAACAGACAAAAAAGUAACAACACAGACAAGGGAUAGAGAUGUCAAUGAACACUGAUGGUAGUUAGCGAUCAUGCAUAGUGAAACAAAAAAGUGUCUAAAAAUAAUUAAGAAUAGUCGUCGAGGCACGAUGAAAACCUUCGAAGAAUAACUGUAAAUUGGUAAUUUCAAGCGGUGGUGCAGCGCAACAAGGACACAUAGUGAUGCGUUGUCGUUUGCCGUUAGUCAGUCAACAGAAAACAUCUUACGACCAUCGCGUGUAUGCAUGUCUCGGAUUUAUCUCGGAGCGUCAAUGCAUUGGUAUCUGAGUGUGCGUUGAGUCACUCUAUUGCGUUGUUGCAAGUCACAAACAACACACAAACCGGCAUUGUGCGUGCAUCAACAGAAAAUAUCGAUGUAUCAAUUGGUUUUGCUUUUGUUUGCAUUGAAGCUGUGUUGAAAUUUUCUGUCAAUUUUUGGAAAUAAAGUAAAUAAUAGCGUUCAAUUGGAAAAAAAUUGAAAAGUAAUUUCAUCAUUCGCCCGCAACAGUCGUCAAGAAAAGUGUUUUGUGGAAAGGAAAAAUUUGGUGACUAAAAGUGAAGAUCAGCACAAUGCCAACCAUCAUUGGAAUGCCGACAGCAGCGCAUCGUUCCGCUCGAAUGGCUCGGGCAAAUAUUGAACAGGAUGGUGGAAUCAAAAUUUGCUGUUGUCGCAUGUUCACUUGUGUCAAUUUGAAUUUUCUCUCGACCAACCAUGGACUAAUGAAAGUAAGCGAGGUGAUUUUGAGCUCGUGUUGUCAAACGUUGCUGGUACGAUUUGGAAUGGAAUCUGCUGCCGAUAUUGGUCAAGCCUUCAAUACGUGCUUGACAACAGUUUCAUCAUGUCUGAUGACUUCAUCAUUGCUACUUUUCUGCUAUAUUCUUUCCACACGCACAUUCAAUCUCGUUCGACAAUCACUUUUCGAAAUCUUUUACAAUCUCUGCGCUUGCUUCAUGUACUUCAGUGCUUCGGUGUACAUGGGAUUCACGGUCAAUAUCUGGCUUUGGCCGAAAUUCGAAUUGCAACGUGCCUACAUGGCAUAUCCAGCCAUGACAGCUGUCUAUUACAUCGGUUUCAUAUUGGGGAUAGUCCACGGCAUCGACUGCUAUUUGGCUUACAAGUUUUACAAAGGAUACUUUUGAAAUAUUUAUUUACAAGAAUCGACAAGAAGUUGCUAACAUUUCAAUAGUUUUUAUUUUGUUCGU
This is a messenger RNA of Sitodiplosis mosellana (orange wheat blossom midge), 1322 nucleotides long. RefSeq names its product protein singles bar (gene sing). The transcript has 4 exons. Lineage: Eukaryota; Metazoa; Arthropoda; Insecta; Diptera; Cecidomyiidae. The record is from RefSeq and is a predicted model, not a curated record. The coding region runs from base 690 to 1259 and encodes 189 amino acids. Gene Ontology annotation, cellular component: membrane.